Messenger RNA from Pocillopora meandrina, 5164 nucleotides. Lineage: Eukaryota; Metazoa; Cnidaria; Anthozoa; Scleractinia; Pocilloporidae. The record is from the annotation of a GenBank genome assembly.
AUGGCUGUGACCAUUACCCAGUUAACCAUAACUGACGACCACACUUCAAGAACUGCUGCUGAAUUGAUGGCUGGCUUGCAACUUGAUCAAGGUUCACCGGAAGAAAAGCAGCAAUGCGACAGGCUAUUGAGAGACCUUGAUUUUCCAAAUGAACAUCAAAAUGAAGAGGAGUACAGUCAGUUUGUUUUUAAUGGCCAGUGUUUGAUACUGGGUGACUCCAGGGUUGGAAAAACGAGCCUACUGAACGCUCUUACUAAAAAGCCGUUUGACAGUGAAGAGCCAAGAACAUUGGGAGUCCGCACAAACUCGGUAGACCGGGAGUGGCAAAAUGCGAACCUUGCGUUCGGAAGUUUUGCUCGAUUUGGAAAGUCCGUUCGUUUCUUAAGAGCCUUUAUUUCAUCUGGAGAAUACUUAGCUUUUGAAGAAGGAACAUCAACACUGUCUUUGUGUAUGAUUUGGUCACUGUAUUUAUUCUCUUUGGUGCUAUUAUGGGAGUUUCCGUCUCGAAUAACUCAUUUGAUUGUGCUUCAAAUUGCAUUUUUCUCAGUUCACUUUACGUUUUCUCCACUUCACUUUAGGCCUCAUGGUUGCUCAUUUAGUGAACGGUUUUUUCAAAGGGAUCCAUUGUUGCUGUGUAGAGUUACCCUGUAUUAGACGUAAACAUUUAGAAUUGAUUCGUGACAAAUUUAUAGUAUAUAUUAUACGCCUUUUUUACCUUCGUCAUCUCACUGGAAAAUUUAUUGCCUACUUCCUUGGACCCCUAAGGAAGAUAUGGGUCCGUUCGCGUGUACUUAGGUAUCGAGGUGAUAUUAAAAUUUCCCUUCCGGGGCAAGUAAAAAUCUACAAUCGCAGACGGGUUUUCCUUGGGUUUCGGGGUUUAUUUUAUCAAAUAGAAUCUUUCGUUAACGGCUUUGGGUUAGGUUUCUGUGCUGAAUUGAUGAUCAACAUGUCAAUCGUCAGUUACUGUGAAAUUCUUCACUAUACCUUUAUGCUGGGGUUCGGUCUAUCACUUCUUUGGUUCAUACGUUCGAUGUGCAAGGGAAGACAUUUUAUGGAGGGAAUUGUAAGCCCAAUUAUAUUUAUUUUUGUAAUUGAGUGUGCACCCUACAGAUCAAGAUCAUCUUAUUCUAUGCUGUCAUAUGUAGCACUGUUUGCAGGAUGUGCCUGUUGUGCAUUACUCUUCAAUAAAAAGUAUGUAUCGAACCUUGUUGCAGGUACUUACAAGGUUAUCUUUGUACAAAAGGUAGCACUAGAUUACCAAGAGUUAAGAAAGGCUCUCAAUGUCAAAUUCUCAAGUCUCACAUUGGGCAUUCUAGACUUUGGAGGUGAUAAAGAAAACUUAGCAUACCAUCAUCUCUUCUACAGAAAUCAAGCAAUAUACAUUAUUGUGUUCAACCUUGCAUAUUUUGCCGCCAGCAAUUUCCAACAUAUAGAAGUGAAAAUCCAAAGAAUUUGUUUCUGGUUGGAAUCCAUCCAUAGCAAAGUAAAGCCAAAGGCACCAAUCUUUCUUGUUGGUACACACAGAGGAAACACGAGUAGAACCUGCCUUGGUUAUUUGAAUAAACAUCUGCAACAGAGCCUUUGGCAAACCUUUUCUAAUGAUUUGACAAUGAACGAAGAAGAUAAGUUGAUGUAUUUUCCUGUGGAAUCCAAGGAUGGAAUUCAUGAUAGAGGAAUUAAAAAUCUUAAAAGGACAAUGAUCCUCAUAGCUGAGGAAAACAAGACAACUUUGGGACAAACAAUUCCAUUUUCAUGGAUUAAAAUUCAAGAUGCAAUCAUUAAUUUGUGGGAGAAUGGCAAUACAAAGUUCUGUGUAUCCCUGGAACAUUUUCCAACUUCAUUUAGAGACUUUAUUUGCAGCAACUGGUCUAAGGAAACUUUGAAGUAUUUUCAUGAAAAAGGCCUUGUAAUUUACAUAGACAAAGGUGAGAAUUCAGUCAUCUCUGAGUGGGUUCUUUUGAAGCCAUCACUUCUAGUUGACAUCACAAUUCAGCUGAUCACUCCAAGGACAAAUGAUGAAUUAUUUUCACAGCAUGGGUUCAGAAAAGAGUGGACAUUACUUCACAACAAGGGAAUGCUCACAAAUUCCCUUUUGAGGCACAUUCUCACUAGAAUCCAAGAAAAUGAAGUAGCAAUGACAGGCUUUCUUGAGGAAUAUGGCAUCAUUUGCCCAUUAUUUUACAAGGUUAACAAUGAUAUUACAGAAGCAAUAGUCACACAUUUUGUUCCUGCACUGCUUCCAGUUUCAGUGAAUGGGAACACAUUGGUUUGGAAUGAUCAUCCCACAGACAAGCGACUCUAUGUGUUCUUUGAGAGAUUCCUACCAGAACCUCUUUUCCACCGUCUCCUAUCACGUGCUCACCAACUUAGUGAGAAAUCCUUCCGCAAGGGCCAGCCUCUCAUAAGCAGAUAUGUUGGCAGGUUUUGGCUGACACCCUCUCAGCCCUACAGGCUGCUGCAUCUUAAGGAAGAGGAUAUAAUUGAAGUGACAUUUAGCCACAGGUUUGUGAAAUUUAAGUAUAUCAGUCAUGAAUAGGAAUUAGAGCACAACUGUCUUCAACAUAUGCAAUGCAGAUGCCGUUGAAGAAAAUUGCAACUCUUUAUAGUUAUAUUCCUCUCAUAAUCAAAGUUUUCCUCCAAAGACAUAAAGCAAACCUGGAACUUAAGGUAGGAUUUCCCUAGCCAUGUGAUGUGUGUAAAGCCUAUCUAUGCUGCAGUAACAAUGCAGAUUUGCAAAAAAAUUUUUUGGUCACAUUCAGUCUUUAACCUCCUUUAUUGAAAACAAGUACAUCUGUAAACAAAAACCAAAAGAAAAAAAAUUUAGCCAUCAACAUCUGAUGAUAAAAAUGCAGCUUCACUCCAGAAUAAACAACACACAUGAGAUAAGCUAUAUGUUUUAAAUGGGCAGCAUAAGUCAAUUCACUCAAUUUUUGCAUAGAACAUUCCUUGAAAGAUUUUUGUUUUGGUAUUACAAAGGCUGUGAGAUGAAAACAGAAUGACUUCAGUUUCUAAGGAAAAAGUUCUAAUUGAGCCAUUUAUAUCAACAGAUGUGCAGCAGAAGAUUUGCAUCCUUCAAAUGUGUUGAGUCAAGUGUUUGGCAUGGUCAAAUGGCUCUGUUGGGGGCACUUUCCACAAGUCAAGUUUUACUGUGGCCCAGCCUGCCCGUCAGAGAGCUGUCCUGGGUAUCAAAGAGAUGACAUAUCACAUCCAGGUGUUCAAAAUUCAAUGUCUAGACGACAUGUUAUUCAUGUGUUACCAAAGGAAAACUCUUCAUUUUACUGUGUCAACCAAAAUUGUGAAAAUGAUCUGAAGGAGUGGUUAGAGUAAGGUGAACUAACAGGUCUGCAACUUGUACAUGUACCUUGUGCCUGUUACUUUCCUGGGAAUAAGGUUAUAGUUUUUCAUGUGGUGGCAGAGCUAACGACACUUGGAGUGAGAAGUUAUGUAUCAAACAUUUGAAUUUGUCACUUUUUUGAACUUGUUUGAUUGUAGUUUAACCCCCUACUUAAUUAAUUUCACUUUGCUUUGAAAGUGGCUACAGCUAAAUUUAUGAUGCAGUACAUUCAUCAAAAUAGUAGCUUAACUUAUCUUAAAUAUUUGUCACCUAGAUGAACUUGCAUGUUUCAUGUGCAGCAAAAAGGGUUUUUCCUUUCAUAAUUUAUGAACAUAGUCUACAUAGAGAUUAGAGAAUUAGAGAACACAAAAAACUAACUAGAUUAUUAGAAGCACUUUAAAUUAUAUUGGUAGGACUUUGUACAUGAAAACAAGACUAAUUGGACAUUCAGUUACAGAAUCUUGACUAGCCUAUAUUAUUCUUUAUUCAAACUUUAUCUUCCUGUUUAUUUGAGCAUGGCGAUAUGUUUGAAAAUUGAACUACAAAUGAAUAAAGUUUAACCUAAACAUAAAUAUGUAUGUGCAAAUGGCAAAGCUGGUAGAUGCUUUUGUCCUCAUAUAAUUCAACCUAUGUCUACCGACAGUAUAAAUAAAGGGGAUAAGUUUCUAAAGAAACUGUGAUGCUGUGACAGUGGGAGAAUAUAACUAGUCAAUGUUUUUUUUUAUCAACUGAGUUGAUUCAAGAGAGAAAUUAUUUUUCUAGAGUUUUGUGGCUUUCUGAAUUGCCUAGAUGUAGGGAAAGGCUGCAGACUGCCAUAUGCUGCUUAGAAUGGUUAGGGAAAUUAAACGGUAUAGCAUUUGGUUUGGAUUCAUCAUUGAGUCGCUCUUUUCUAUGUCAUGAACGUGUUUGUGGAAUCAGUCACUCAGUAUUCUUCUGUUUUCACCAGUGUAUAUCUUUUUACAAUGAGUAUAUGUUAUGCAAUAGAUGGCAUUGACAUAGGUCAAAAUAUCAGGACCCAAGCAAUCCAUGAAGAUUACUGACCACUUCACAUGCACCUUCAUUUUCUGCCUAUAGACAUACACACAACCCACUAUGAACUAGUCCCUGUGAGCAGGGUUACUGGGAUACCUGGAUGGUACUGGAUCCUUGAGAUCAAGUGCAGUGAUACUACGGGUGUCAGACUAGUAUACUGAAAUAGUGAGCUCAAGUCUGGUCAAGGGCAUAGACCUAUUCCAAAAAAGGUUGUCACCAGGUGAUAGGUCAUUCCAAGACAGUAAGGAAUCAUGGGUCUCAGUAAAUAGUUAUUGCUGAGUGUUGUACAUUUGUUUUUUAACUGGAUAACAGUUUUUCUGUAUUGUAUUCUGUUACAAAGAGAGAAAAUAUAAUAUGAACCUUCCCUAAUCUUACUUUGAAAAGCUGUGUACAGCAAGACAUGUACAGCAUGGUAUUGUUUCUUCAAAUUAAAGGCAAUACUAAUAUCUGCAUCAUAUAUUUGAAAUGCCCUUGGGAAAUUGUUGAUAGUCAGUGGAUGGUUAUCACCAUUGAGUUUUUCUUUGUAAAAUUUGUUUGCAUGGUCAGUGUUCCAUCUAGAGUCUUUGAAUUCCAACACCCACAAUAUUUGAUAAUAGAAACACAAAUGCUCCAAAACGAUGUGGCACAAGAGCAUAACAAGGGAAUAUGAAUAGUUGUAAUUUCAGCAUCUGCAUGAUUUGCUUUUAGGGGGGACAGCUGACAACUGUUGAUCAGAAAUAUCUGUCACUGUCAUUGUUUUUCAUUAAUAUGUACACCUUUGAGUUUAAAUAAAACAUUUGGAUUUUAAUAAAGACCUUG